Molecule: messenger RNA, 2939 nt
Organism: Brassica rapa (field mustard)
Lineage: Eukaryota; Viridiplantae; Streptophyta; Magnoliopsida; Brassicales; Brassicaceae
Product: protein CUP-SHAPED COTYLEDON 3
Biological process (GO): regulation of DNA-templated transcription
Molecular function (GO): DNA binding
Source: RefSeq, a predicted model, not a curated record
CUCUCUCUCUCUCUCUCUCUCUCUCUCUCUCGAUUUAAGGUGCCAUUUUGUAUAUAAAUAUAUAAUAUUGCACACAAUCAGGUUAUACUCACCAUCACCUUUUGCAUCGUUGCUCUCUUUGUUCUCCUUUUCCGUGUCUCUUCGAGUAACAAGACUUUAAACAGUCUCCUUUUCAGUUACAAUAAUUAAACGAUGAUGCUUGCGUUGGAAGAUGUGUUGAGCGAGCUCGCUGGAGAAGUAAACGACAGAGGAUUACCACCAGGCUUCCGGUUUCACCCGACGGACGAAGAGCUCAUAACUUUCUACUUAGCUUCCAAAGUCUUCCAUGGACGUCUCUGUGGCAUUCACAUCGCUGAAGUUGAUCUCAAUCGCUGCGAACCUUGGGAACUUCCAGAAAUGGCGAAGAUGGGAGAGAGAGAGUGGUACUUUUACAGUUUAAGGGAUAGGAAGUAUCCGACGGGGCUAAGGACUAAUAGAGCCACUACUGCUGGAUACUGGAAGGCCACCGGGAAAGAUAAGGAGAUAUUUUCCGGCGGCGGUGGAGGAGCGCUUGUUGGGAUGAAGAAGACGCUGGUGUUCUACAAGGGAAGGGCUCCACGUGGUCUCAAGAGUAAGUGGGUCAUGCAUGAGUAUCGCCUCGAAACCGACCUUUCACACCGCCACACUUGUAAGGAGGAAUGGGUGAUGUGCAGAGUGUUUAACAAAACAGGAGACAGAAAGAAUGUUGGAAUCCAUAACCAAAUCAGCUACCUCCAUAACACUUCACUAUCAACAACACAUCAUCAUCUUGAAACUUUACCUUCUCUUCUUGAACCUUCCAAAACCCCAACCAACUUUCCACCGCUACUCUACUACGAUGAUACACACCAAAAUUACAAUAAUAACCUACUCCAUGGAAUAUCAGGCCACAAUGUCGACGAGCUCAAAGCUCUAAUCAACCCUGUCGUGUCUCAGCUCAACGGAGUACUCUUCUCUCCUGAAAACAACUACUACAACAACGACGAAGACGACAACUUCGGCGUGAAGACAGAGCAAUAUUCGAACGGUGGCAAUAACGAUCUUGAUGUACGAGAUUACUUAGAGAACCCUCUUUUUCAGGAAGCGGGUUACAGUCUGCUUGGUCUUUCGUCUUCUCCUGGACCUCGUAUGCUAUAUUAGAUUCUCCAUGUCCUUUAGGUUUCCAGCUGUAGAACCAGGCCUUUGGAUUAUAUAUUCGGUCUUUUGUUCGUUUGUUCUUUUUUAUAUAUUUCAGAUUUUGUAAAAUACUUAUUUAUACAAAUAUUAUUAUUCCUAAAAUCCCAGAUCCUUUGUAGAUAAGACUUGCUAUUUCAAUUUUUAUAGAGUAAUAUGGCUGCCCAGGGAAGCACAGCCUUGCAAGAAAAGCUAUUAGUGGGAGUUUCACUGUUCGAUAUGAUGUCAUAAAUACGAAUGACAUUGUUUUAUCUGUUUUUGUGGAUGGGUACUUAUUUCUGUCUUUAUCAUUUAUCUUGUUACGGGUCCACGCUAUUAUUGAACUGUGAAAAUGACAGUUGGGAUGAGUUGCUACAUUUGGCAGGUUAGAGAGAAUCAGCAAUGUUAAAAAUAAUUUUAAAUUUUAAAUAUAAAAAUUUAUACUAAUUAAACAUACCAGCAAAUCAAAACCAAUCUUCUCUUUAUCCGGACCUUACAGUUGACUCGCUCAUAGAUCCAGUCUCACGCACAUAGAAUUUACAUGCUCUUCACACUUUGAUGGACCCUAAAGACGUGAAAAUAAUUACAAGUAUACCACUGAGUAGGUUUCAGAUGGCAGAUAGAGAUGGAUGACAUUUUUCGAAAAAUGGACGGUAUACGGUUAAAUCAGGUUAUCAGGUGGAGCGGGUAUACCCAGAUCAGCAAUCCCAGGCAGAGACCUACGGACCCACUAUAGACUCACUCAAGUCCUUCUGCUGGAAAAUUCGAUGCCCACCGAAAAUACGACACUUUCUGUGGCAAAUAUUAUCUGGAUGUCUAUCGGUUAGGAAAAAUUUGCAGGCAAGAGGGAUGCAAGGAGAUAUCUGUUGUGCUUGAUGUGGUGCUCCAGAGGAAUCUAUAAACCAUGUCUUUUUUGAAUGCCCACCGGUAAUUCAGACAUGGGCGCUCUCUAAGAUUCCAUCUAAUCCUGCAAGCUUUCCAAUGGAAUCACUCUACGCAAACAUGGAUCAUCUAUUUUGGCGAGUUAUCCCAAAGAUGGGGAUGAUCAUCAAUUUGCGUGGAUACUUUGGUACAUAUGGAAAGCAAGGAAUAGUAAGGUAUUUAGUAAUCAUGAUAUUGAUCCUCGAGAUACUCUCAGGAUGGCCGAGACAUAAUCUGUCCUGUGGGCUGAUGCACAGGUGAUUCCUGACUCACCUGACACACACCAGAGAGAAUUGGCUCCCAUACCGGUGAGACCGGGCAGAUGGUGCUUCUCUGAUGGCUCAUGGAAGGCAAACGAUAUCUUUUCGGGACAAAGAUGGUAUAGCACCUUACAAGGAUUUGAUGGCUUAAUGGGUGCAAGAAACACCAGAGCUAGUCUUUCACCUCUCCAUGCAGAGUUUGAAUCACUAAUUUGGGCAAUGGAAUGUAUGCGGAAUUUGCGGCAGUUUCGGAUCACAUUUGCAACAGAUUGUUCUCAAUUGGUGAAGACGGUUUCAGAACCAGAAGAAUGGCCAGCGUUUGCAAACUAGUUGACAGAUAUAAAGACCCUUAGUACUGGAUUUCAGAGCUCAGAGAUCAUCUAUGUACCAAGAACGCAAAACACACAGGCGGACAAACUAGCACGCAGUGCAAGAACUCAACCGUUGUUCGUCGUUCACAUGGAUGCAAAGCCACCCUCUUGGUUAACAUAGUCUAUAUGAGUCUGUUUUCUUUUAUUGAUGUCCAAAAAAAAAAAAUACUAAUUAAACAUAACAAAUAUGGAAAGAAGUAUUAAAAAGGGAUAAUUU